AUCUUGUAGUAUUUGCCGAUGCAUAGCCUAUUUUCGACAGAGCAUAGGGCCACAUCGUUUUUGUGUAUAGGAAAUGUUAAAUUUCUUAUACACAGCUGUGAUCAUAUAUUUUCCAUAAAAAGGAUUUAAUUAAUAAUCAAAUAUUUACGUCAUGAUCCUAUGAUUGUACUCCAAUAUGCGUUAAAUCAUCAAAAAUAUCAUCAAAAUGCCACGUAUAGAUCCUCUAUCUUUAUUGAAAUGUCUUAGUGUUUUAUUGGGGCCAACUGGAGGUAUAAAAAGUAAAGAAGAAGUUCAUCGGUUGGCUAGUUUGAUGACAAAAUUUUCCAAAAAACUUGUUUCAAAAUGCAUUUAUAUACAAAUAUUGAAAACUACAAAUACAGAUUUACUUAGUCAAUUUAUGGGUGCUGGAGGAUGGAAUCUCAUACAUAUGUGGCUUACAGAUGGUAUUCUUGCAAAAAAUUGGGCUUUAAUUCAAGAACUUCUAGAACUUUUAUUAUUAUGCCCAGUAGAUAUAGAAAGAUUAAAAAGCAACAAUUGUCCAAAAUUAAUAAAAGGUCUAUCAAAAGAAGGUAGUCAUCAAGGUGUUAGAGUGUUAGCUAGUCGAUUGGUUGAACAAUGGUUAAAAAUAGUGAAAGGGGAAGCUGCACCAAAUUCUGUACCAGCACAAAUCAUGACUAUUCCAGUACAAACUACAGGAGUUCUGGGACAAAAUUUGGUAUCUCAAUCAGCACAGCAGCAACAGUAUUCAAUUCAUUGUGGUAUCCAACAAGUCCCAGAGGGUACAGAAAAUGCAACAGUUCAAGUGCAAGAUUUGCAAUUUAUUUCAAAUUCCGCAUCAACUAUUGCAGUAUCUCACAUUCAUCAUCAUCAGCAGCAGCAGCAGCAACAACAGCAACAACAACAACCAUCACAAGAACAACAGGUACAAGAGAGAACAACUAUGCAACCUUUACAAUUGCAAGUUGUUAGUAAACCACAACAGAUGCAAAUACAACAACACUUAUCAUCACAAUCAAAAAAACCUGCUUUUGUUGUGGUAUCUACAUCUUCACAAUCUCCAGUUCCUGUGUAUAAAAUUACAAUUCGUGAAGGCAAACAAAUUCUUACAAAAGUGGAGACAGAUGCUUCUAAUAUUAAUAGUGUUUUAAAUUCAAAUAGUACAAAUGUAGAUGUUAAUGGAGAUAUUGUGGAGAAUACCCUUCCUGUGAAACAAACUCCUGAGGAAGUAGCAUCUACAGAACUUAGUGAUGGUGUAGUUAGUGGUCAAGAUUGUGAAAAAAACAUUGCACAAUCUGAAAAAUUAGACCAAGUUUCAAGUGAAGUGAAACAAACUAUAGUAGAUUCCACAGAUAAUCUUGAUGUGGAACUUAUUAAAAAUAAAGAAAGCAAAGACAUUAAAGAUCUUAAAGACAAUACUAAUAGUGAAAGUAGUAAAUCUAGUAGUAAUAAAGAAAAUCGGGACUCUUCUAAAAAAGAUGACAAAAAAUCUAGUAGUUCAGAUAAAAAAAGUCAUCAUAGUUCAUCUUCAUCCUCCAAAAGUUCUUCUAAACAUACUUCAAGUUCCAGUUCACAUCGUUCUAGUUCCACAUCUUACAAAUCUAGUAGUCAUCGUUCUAGUUCUAGUAGUAGUUCAAAAAGUUCUAAUUCCAAGGACAAGUCUUCCAAGGACAAAGAAAAACAUCAUUCAUCUAAUUCAUCCAAUAAACAUAAUUCUAGUAAAAAUAAAUCCGAUAAAGAGCGGGAAAAGGAAAAACAGAAGAAAGAUCAAGCAGAAAAAGAUAAAGCAACAUUAGAAAAGAUUCAAGGACAAGCAUUAAGUUCGAAAUUCGGAAAAAUACCCAAAAAAAAGUCGGAAGAGGAAAAAUUAAGCGAUGUAACUGUAAGGAAAUCAUCAACAGACUCUCGGGAUAGUUCUAAAGAAAAUAAGACUGAUUCAAAGAAAGUUGUUGCAGUACCAGAGAAGAAGAACAUUUCUAUUUCCAUUGAGAGUAGAAAGAAUUCUCAAGAUUCUACAAUGCGGCCAAAGACUGUGAAAACAUUUAACUCUAAAUUCAGAUCAACAGGUUUAGAGGAAGAAGUAAAACCUCCACCACCAAGAUCAGCAAAAAAAUUACAUCCCAUCAUUGAUAAAAAAGUCAUACCACAAAAAUUACCUACCUUAAAAAGGCCAUCCCCACUUCGAGAAUCUAUUUCAUCAACAGAUAAACGAGCUAAAUUAUCAUUGGAAUCACCAACUACACCUCCAAGUGAAGAAAAGAAGGGAGGCAUCAAAUUAAUACCACCAAAACCAAAACCAAUGGUUUUGCAAGAAAGUGAUAUGUUUAUGGAUGCUUUGACUGCAUCAACGAAAAGUAAAGAACCAAGAAAGAGAAAACGAAGAACAUCUAUCACGAAAGAUGGUCCCACGGAAGCUAAGAAACAAGAAACUGCCAAUAGUGAUAAUCGUGAUGUUACACCUCCACCAACUUCACCACCAAGUGCCGAUGAAAAAUCACCCGUUGUUGUCAAGCCUAAUUUUAAAUUCUAUCAAGAUACGUUAGAGACGGAUGAAGAUAAAGAACAAAAGGAAAAGGAAAAUUCAGAUGAAGAUGCAAAAAAAGAAAAAGAAGAAACGAUAGAUGAUCAUAAAGAAAACAGAAUAUUCAAAACGGAUAUAGAUGAUGAUGCUAGAAGUAACACACCAACACCGGAAGAUGAUACGGAAGAAAAAACUAAUUCUCCGGAAGAUAUAUCUUCCAUAUCUGAAUCAACGAAAAAAGAAAAUAUUGGUUCUUAUCCAGAAAUACGAUACGUUGAUGGCUUAAGAAGUGUUUUAUUACUUCAGAAACGCAAAGGACCAAAGAAAAUAUUAAAAUGGAAAACAGACCUUGAAUCAGUGCGUUAUUUCGAAUUAGAUGAAACGGAAAGAGUAAACGUAACAAAAACAUUUACUGAUAUGAAACAAAUGGAAAAACAGAACGAGAGAGAAGCAUUCCAGAUGGCUAGAAAAUUAAGUAAUGAAGACUUAAUGGAAGAAAGAACAAGAUGGAAACCUUUAAUUCCAAUUGAUUUACCGCCACCUUUAGUAGAGCCUGGAAAAGAUAGCAGAGAAAAAGAUAUUCAAUAUGCUCGAGAAAAAGGAAUAUUACAGGCAUUAUAUUUUAAUCGAAGCAUGAUUCCAGAUUCUGCAGCAGAGCCUGAUGAAGAACGACAUCAUGUAUAUAACGAACCUAAAAUCAUUCCUCUGGAUGAUCUCACGGGAAAUAAGGAAAGUGAGAAAGAUUUUACAUCUAUGCCAUGGCCAGAACCAAAACCUCAAUUGCAACCUCAAACACCGACAGUUUCGAACUUUCAUUAUCCAUCAUUUUCUCAUAAUCAACAACCAGUAAUGACACCUAUGGGUCCUCAAACUUCAAUGGGCCCAAUGCCUCAAAUAUCUCAACAAAUGAUGGGACCUUCUCAUAUGGGUCCAAUGGGUCCUGAAAUGGGUGGUCCAAUGUCUACUGGAGGAGGAGGAGCAGGAGGAGGAGGAGGAUGGAGAACUGGAGAUGGAAAAGUUGUUGUACCUGAUGGAAUGGGAAUGAAUCCAAUGGGAAAUAUACCAAAUGCAUUUCCACCAGGAAUGGAAGGUGGUCCAAUGGUACCACCUGGAAUGAUGGGACCGCCACCUAUGUAUAAUCAACAACAAGAAAGUUAUGGUAUAAUGGGUCCAGAAGAUAUAGGAUUCAAUAAUAUGAAUCCAAAUAAUUUUCAAGGACCUCCUGGUCCAUUAUAUGGUCCUGGACCUAAUUUUCAAGGUCCUAGAGGUGCUGGUCCAAUGCAUGGUAGAGGUCGAGGUGUUCCUGGACCUGGUUGGUAUAGAGGUGGUGGAGGACCUCCUGGAAGAGGUGGAUGGAGAGGAGGUGGAGGUGGAUGGAGGGGAAAUGGAAAACAACCACCUGUGUGCCGACAAUUUUCAAAAAAUGGUUAUUGUCGAGUCGGUGACAAAUGUCAAUAUUUACAUCCUGGAGUGAAUUGUCCACCAUUUUGAAAUAAUUUAAAAUAAUGAAUAAUUUGAAAUUUUCAUAGUAGUGUAACAUUCAUUCUAUUUGAUAUGAAUCAAUAGAAAUGAAUACGAUACAACUGAAAUCAUAUUAGACACAAGCUCACAUUAGCUAAAAAAUUUAAUAAUGUGCAAUCUUUUAUUAAAUAAUGCAAAGAAUUAAGCACAUAAUAUUUACAUUUACAUUUUCACGAGAUUUAAACUAUUUAAUUUAAUAUUUGAUAAUUUUCAAUUUAUUUGCAUCAUAUAAUACGAAAGAUAAAUAUUAUAAGAAAAAGCAUAAUAAAUUUAUUUUUCGUGAAAUAUACUUGCAGACUUUCAAGAUUGAAAACUGCUUUAAAUCUAAAAUGACAAUGAAAGAAAAACAAUAGGUUCAUCGGCUGCUGGACGGCAAGAGGUUCCUAACAUAUUACUUUUUAUUAUAAUUUCGAAUAGAUAUUUUAGAAAGAAUUUGAAGGAAAAAAUACUUUUAUUUAUUUCCAAAAUAUAUUAAAAAUUACGGCACUUCAUAUAAAAUGAUAUCUCGAUUAAUAUGUCUUCCCUUUACGUUCGCGGUUUACAAAUAGUAGCCACUGCCGAAAGUAUGGUUGAUGUAAUCAAAAAAAAAUAGAAUCGUUGCAAGUUUUAAUCUUAUUGGCAUGACGAAUAGAGUGAUUUCAAAAGAUAUGACACUAGUAAGCAGGAAGUGCAAAUUCCAAUUUAAUAAGCAUUUGUCUUUCCGAUUGCCAGUUGGGUGUUUUAUCGCUUUCUACAUACUAAUGAAUAUAUGUAAUUAAAAUGCUGUUAAAAUGAAUUAAGCGUAAUAUACAAUGGAACAUUAUAACACCAAAAGUUCAAAUAAUGAUUUAAGUAACUUUUUAUUAAAUUAAAAUAUAUUUAAUCGUGUAUGUAGAUUGAUUGUAAAUAUUAUAAUUGUAUCAUUUGUAUAAAACGUCGCUAGCUCUAAUAACGAGAGACUGUUUUAGGCUUAAAUAAUAUGUAAUAAUAUAAAAGAAAGCAAGAAUUUUUAGUAAAAAUGUGUAUGAUUUGAACUAGUUAAAUGCAGAAAGAUCUAAUAUUUUAUAGAGUAUAUUUUCACAUAUAAAUUUGAAUAUAUGCUCUAUGAAAUAGAUUACUGAUAUAUUAUUGUAUUAAAUAUUUUUUACGAAUUAAGGGUAGUGGUUAUCUUUUGUAUAUGAUUGAUCGUUAUGUUUGUAUAUAACAUUGAUUGUUGUAUAAGAGCUGCUUGAUGGAAUACAUGAAUCACACCUAUUUUCUAAAA
Apis cerana (Asiatic honeybee) is the source of this 5282-nucleotide messenger RNA. It is a transcript of the gene PNUTS, whose product is annotated as Phosphatase 1 nuclear targeting subunit. The record is from RefSeq and is a predicted model, not a curated record. Lineage: Eukaryota; Metazoa; Arthropoda; Insecta; Hymenoptera; Apidae. Gene Ontology annotation, cellular component: chromatin; PTW/PP1 phosphatase complex. Gene Ontology annotation, molecular function: protein phosphatase 1 binding; metal ion binding.